UAUUUCAACUCUUCGAAAAAGUUGAUUAGAUAUUUAAGAAAUAGAUGACGCUGUCGUAACACUAAAAUAGAUAGGUUUAUCCAAUUUAUUAAAUUAUUACAGUCGUAUGGUAAUUGCUUUUGCUACCAGCGAAUAAUGAAUCCUUUUAUAAAUUGCAAACUUUUGUCUAAAUUUUUGUUUAAGAUUGGUCAUGUCAGUUGAGUUACCUGAAGCUAAAGCUGAUACCCUCCAAGAAGUCUUCUCAGACAAGUUCCAGUAUAUCAAUCUAGAUCAUUAUAAUAUUUAUCAUUUCGAGGAAAUUUUGAUUGAUGGUCGACGAUAUCAAUUCCGAUUAUCUUCAAAAGGUGAUUUAAUGACGGUGGUCACGCAUAUAGCUGGAAGAGCUGUUCUUUUGGUAUCUGUAUGGACAAAUAUGGAUUAUGAGAAACGUUUACGUGAAAUCCAUCAGCAUAUUUUAGAAAUGGAACGUACUGGAACUAUUCCUAUCGAUUUUCGAGGUAUCACUGAUUUUAAUUUUCCACAUUACAAAAUAUAUGGAAUCGAUUAUUUUUAGUGAUUUCGUUUCAAAUCGUUACUGGUAUUCUUAUUAUUAAAUGUUUAACAUUAAUUGUAUUUAUCAGGUAAUCAGGCUAUUGUUUCUGUCACCUGAUGUAUCGUCUCUCAGUUUACUAUUUAUUGAAUUUACCGAGUCUCAUGCAUUAAUUUACACACUCUCUUUUCACUACCGAUUUGAAUUGUGAAUAAAAGUAAACCCAACAGUUGUAUGUUUCAAUCUGACUCAUUUGAAAACAUGUUCUGAAUUAGGAUUUUCAUUUUCUACAAACUUCAGCUAACGGUAACUGAACAUCGUUCAUAUGAAUUGAAAUUAGUGUAUAAGUAAUGUAUACCUAGUUAAUAACUGAACUAAGGUCACAAAAAUUUGGGUUAUACUAAUCGUAUACCGUUUAAAAUACUCUCCAUUUAUGACAGUAUACUCAUCCCAUAUUCGUUUGAAUUGUUGAAAACAUCUCUGGAGCUACUUAAAAGCUAUACAUUUCUGUUACUUCGUCUUUCACACUUUAUUGUCCGUAUCAUUCCAUUGUUGCUCUCACAUGACCAUUUUGAAUUUUAUGGAUCAAAAGAAAUCACAUGGAACUCAGUCUAGCUGGGAAUAAAGGUUAUCUAAUAUGAUGAAUCAAUUAUUAGACAGAAACUCACGAACAAUCACUUAUGAAUGUGCAGGUGCAUUGUUGUAAUUCAAUAGUCAUCCAUCAGUAUCACACAAAUCCUAUCUAAUUUGAAGGUGUUAAGAAUUUUUACAUAAGGACAGCAUUUUCGAACGAAUUUGUUUAUAGAUAUCGAAAUAAAUUUUAUAGUAGUUUCACUUUAUUUAUUAUUAUAUGUACUUGGCAUAUUAUGGUCGAUGGAUUUCAGUCAGAACUUGGAUUUAAAUAACCAGAUGUCUGAUUCAACCAUAAUUCACUGAGCUGUCAUAUUUAUUUAUUUAUUUUAACACAGAUAUCGGUACAUAUGCGCCACACAGAUCUCAUUUGAUGUGUGUAGGCUGUGAUACUGCCCGGGUGCCGAAACCGAAGCAGGUGGUUUUCUUAGGGGGCCACACCCCGAGGCUUUGACCUAAAGAUCUGAUCCACAAGCCAAUGGAGCAUCGUAAGGAGAUGCAGUCCCAUGGUAGCCGUUGACCAACGAU
This is a messenger RNA of Schistosoma spindalis, 1687 nucleotides long. NCBI's taxonomy places the organism in Eukaryota, Metazoa, Platyhelminthes, Trematoda, Strigeidida, Schistosomatidae. The record is from the annotation of a GenBank genome assembly.